Blepharisma stoltei is the source of this 906-nucleotide messenger RNA. Lineage: Eukaryota; Ciliophora; Heterotrichea; Heterotrichida; Blepharismidae. The record is from the annotation of a GenBank genome assembly.
AUGGGAGAGGAGAACACAGGCUCUCUACAGAACGAUUCACCGUUUCCUAGAUCAAGCCUAAACCUUACAGAAAUACCAGAGGAUCAAGUUCCAGAUUAUUCCACAGAAACAACUCGACAAAUUUUAUCUCGACUUGGCCCAUACAAUCCUCCUCCUGCACCUGAAGAUUUAGCCUCAAGAAUAAAGCUUGGUCCUGUUCAAGUCGAGAACCGUGCAAUUUAUAUUGGAGAAUGAAACCAAAAACAGCAGAAAUGCGGCUUUGGUAUCCAAAUUUCUGCAGAUGGAGCUCGAUAUGAAGGCUAUUGAAAGGAAGACAAAGCCCAUGGACAAGGAAGACUAAUAUACGCUGAUGGCGAUAUAUAUGAAGGCGAGUGAAAAGAAAAUAAAAUGCAAGGAGAAGGCACUUAUUGGAGAACAGAUGGCUCUAGAUACAAAGGAACGUUUGAAGAUGGCCUUGAGCAUGGAUAUGGGUUAGAGGCUUACCCUGAUGGCGGACUUUAUGAAGGCGAAUAUUUGAAUGGGAAAAAGAACGGCAAAGGAAAAUUUAUAUGGCCUGAUGGGAGUGUAUAUGAAGGAGAGCUUCUUGAUAAUAAUAUUCAUGGAAUUGGGACAUAUACUUGGGCUGAUGGAAGAAAAUAUGUUGGGGAGUGAGCGUUUAAUAAGAAAAAUGGAGCAGGGACUUUCACUACAAGCGAUGGAAGCAUUUACAUAGGAGAUCAUAAAGACGACAAAAGGCAUGGCCAUGGAAUGCUGGUUUGGCCAGAUGGCAGCACUUACGAAGGUAGCUGAGUAAACGGAAAGCAGGAUGGGCUUGGAUUCUUCACAACAACUGCUGGAAAGAGAAAAGAAGGAGAAUGGAGUGACGGAAAGCGAAUAAGAUGGAUAGAAGAUGCAAAACAUAAAUAG